Molecule: messenger RNA, 1752 nt
Organism: Centropristis striata (black sea bass)
Lineage: Eukaryota; Metazoa; Chordata; Actinopteri; Perciformes; Serranidae
Product: butyrophilin-like protein 1
Exons: 5
Coding region: 83-1195 (370 amino acids)
Biological process (GO): regulation of cytokine production; T cell receptor signaling pathway
Cellular component (GO): external side of plasma membrane
Molecular function (GO): signaling receptor binding
Source: RefSeq, a predicted model, not a curated record
GAAAACAAGUGGCGGCUGAGUGACGGGGUGUUUCCUUCCUGAGGGGCUCCGCAGGGUUUCACCGUUAGUUAUUCAGGACAACAUGUUUGGUGUUAAACUUCAGUUCAACUCUUUGUGUCUCUGUCUGGUUUUAUCCGGAAUAACACUUGGACUUGGACAAGGAGUCAUCAGUGUGACAGAGGGCAGUGAAGUUGUUUUACCGUGUUCCCUCAGCACCAAGGAGAACAUCGAGUUCAAGCUGUUUGACUGGAAGAAAGCUGCUCAGAAAGAUCAACCUAGGAAGGAGGUGUUCUUCUAUGAUGCAGGCGACCAUUACAACAAUGGACGUGAAGGUCAGAGUGAGGAGUUCAAAGGUCGAGUCUUUUUUUCUCAAGAUGAGCUGAAACAAGGAAACGCCUCCAUAACCAUCAGAAACACAAAGUGGACUGACAGUGGAAACUACACCUGUGAUUUUCCUCGUCUGCAGCCACCUCAGAGAUUCCAGAUUGAACUUAUUGUUGGUGCAGCACCAAAGCCUCAUGUCAGUAUACUUGAUGAAACAGAUGACUGGUCUCUGCUGCAGUGUGAAGUUCGAGGUGCUUUUCCAAAACCUGAAGUAGAGUGGAGGGGCAGUUCUGGAAACAAACUUCCUUCUGUCGAGACCACAACAGAGAGAGAUGGAAAGUUCUACGUCACUCUCAACACUACUGUAUACAAGACCGACAAAUAUCGCUGCGUAUCCACACAGACGACAAUCAACCAUCAGAUUUACUCUGAGAUCCACGUGGUCAUUAGUGGUGCAGCACCAAAGCCUCAUGUCAGUAUACUUGAUGAAACAACUGGUUGGUCUCUGCUGCAGUGUGAAGUUCUAGGUGCUUUACCAAAACCUGAAGUAGAGUGGAGGGACAGUUCUGGAAACAAACUUCCUUCUGACGAGACCACAACAGAGAGAGAUGGAAAGUUCUACGUCACUCUCAACACUACUGUAGACAAGACCGACAAAUAUCGCUGCGUAUCCACACAGACGACAAUCAACCAUCAGAUUUACUCUGAGAUCCACGUGGUCAUUAGUGCGAAGCUCAUAUGGCUAAUCGGAGGGUUGUUUCUCGGAUCGGUGCUUUCUGCAUUGGCUGUUCUAGCUGGGUUCAAACGUCAUCAGAUAAUGAGAAUAUGUCGCAAAAAAGGUAAGUUUAUACAGAGAGCCGCCGACUUGUAAAAGUAAGCUACCGUCAGAGUUCAGGCUGUUCAGGAUGAAUGUUCAGGAGAUCUCAGGGUUCGUCUGUAAAAACCAUUCAGACAGAAUCUUUAGUCAACCUUCACUGUUAACGGUUUGACAACAGACUUUUGAAAGAUGGAACAAAAAUCAAGCUUUUAUUGUGUGGGCCACAAAAAUAAUUUCUGUGUAUAUAAAGUUGACUGUAUGUAAUAUUUUCUUUUCUUUUCUUUUUUCAGUUGACCUAGAACCUGGCAAGGCCCGAGAAGGUGAGCCAUGAUGAUGAUAUCUAUCUCUUCCUUUCCUUCCUGCUGGUCCAAGGAACUCUUUCAUUCAGAUCCACACACCUUCAGAUAAACACACCUUCAGAUAAACACACCUUCAGAUCCACACACCUUCAGAUAAACACACCUUCAGAUAAACACACCUUCAGAUCCACACACCUUCAGAUAAACACACCUUCAGAUAAACACACCUUCAGAUAAACACACCUUCAGAUAAACACACCUUCAGAUAAACACACCUUCAGAUAAACACACCUUCAGAUAACACACCUUCAG